Molecule: messenger RNA, 1993 nt
Organism: Diabrotica balteata
Lineage: Eukaryota; Metazoa; Arthropoda; Insecta; Coleoptera; Chrysomelidae
Source: the annotation of a GenBank genome assembly
AUGACAUCAAAUGACGAUAUUCUUUGGAAGGAGUCUUUUUUUGAAAAGAAUUUUAGUGUGGAUAAUAGCCUUUCAACAUUCACUCAAAAGUAUGAUUUAGAUACGCUUAGGAGUCAUUUGAAAAGUUAUGGCACAGAACUACAGCAAAGAAUGAGUGAAAUUUUAAAGGAUGAAACGGAAGCAAUAGUCAAUUUAGCAGAAUAUCUCACUAAUCUAAAUGUGAAGAUUGAACAUCUAUCUCUCCCUUUUUUUCAACUCAGGGAAGAAAUCAUGGCCUUAAAUCAACUAAUAAGUAAUGCAGAAAUGAGUUAUGGAAUGCUUUUGAAUAAUAUUAAGGACAAUAACACCAGCAAAAAUAAUUUAAAUUUGAAACUUGGAGUCAUUUCUUGUUCUGUGUAUAUAGACAAACUUUUAAAAAAUUUUGCAGAGUCAUUUGAAGACCUAAUUAUUUUAGAAAGAAUAGUGGGAAAAUAUUCAUUACAAAAAAGUUAUGUGGAUGAAUUAGAAAUAGUGACCACAGAUAUGCAGGAUAUAAUGGUAACAGUGGAAGAUCAACUAGUAAAAGUUAUUAACAGGAAGUUUCUUCAAGCUGUUGAAGCAAAUGAUACUGAGAUUGUUACUAGAUGUUUAAGAAUGUAUGACAGCUUAAAAAAGCACAAUGAUGCAGAAGAUAUAUAUAGGAGGACAGUAGUGAGGCCUUAUUUACAAAGACUAUUUAGUGAUAAUAGUGUAGAAAAAUCAAACCAAAAUGUAGAUAAAAUUUAUGAAAAUGUUCUGGAUUUUAUAGAUACAAAUAUGAAAGUACUCACCACAGUAGUUGAAUCUAAUGCAGACUUAAAUGUGUUUAACUUUAUCUUUAAUAGUUUUUGGAAAGAAUUUGAUAAACAGUCCCGUGAAGGUUUACCACACAUUACAGCUCCUGGUAAUCCAGAGCAAUUUCAAAAACGGUAUAAAAGCACAUAUGAAGUUCUUUUGAAAAUUUCAAGGAAGUGUAAGAAUGAAGAUUUGAUAACACAAGAUGAAUCUUUCACAGAACAUCUAAAACGAUUUAAUUUACCAGUCUACCUUGAAAUUAGGUACCAGAAAAUAGCUAGUGAUUUUGAAUCUGCUCUGGAUAUGGAACCAAAUGAAUUUUAUGCUACCAAAAAUGAAAUUUCUUGUAAGUUAAAACCUACUUUAGCACUGUGGAUAGCUGUUUCUCAGUGUUUUGAUAAAGAUGUUUAUCUAGAUCAACUUGCUGAUCAGUUUAUAAGAUUAUCAAUGCUGCUCUUAUCCAGGUAUUUGAAAUGGUUUUGAGACAACUUUAAAGGUUAAGUUUUCUACAUGUGAAGAAACAGAAAAAUUCAUUAUGAGUUCAUUAAUUGAUUUCACUUUUGUUGAAAACUUACUUUGCCCCUCUGUUGAUAAUCCUUCGGAUAUUAGUAAGACAAUAUAUGGAAUAAUUAGUUGGGUAUAUGUUAUUCCAAAUAUAAUAAACGCCAAUCAGAAAACCAUAAUUCAUCUUCAGAAUAUUUUGAAAAGUAACUUAAUAAAAAUGAAAGUAGAUGAAAUAUGCAAUCAACUUCAACAUGUGGGAUCAAUACCAAGAUUAUACAGAAGAACAAACAGAAGCUCACCUAAAGAAGCUAGCUCUUACAUGGUAGAUGCUGUGAAACCAAUUAUUACAUUCCACAAUGAAUUUACAGUUGUCAUACAAAACAGAACAACUGAAAUUUUAAAUGAUAUUAUCCUUCAAGCUACUAAACAUUAUUUGAAUUUGGUCCAGAGUGUGUUAAGGUCAGUUUGCAAAACGGAAGAAUCAUUAAGAAGAUUGAAAAGUAGAAAUGUAAAUAUGUCUGAGGAAAUUUCCCCACAAUCUGACUCAGGAUCAGAUGAAAUUAAAAUUAGGGAGCAAAUUAAACUUGAUGUAGGUUAUUUUCUUGAAAAGCUGCGUCCACUGGGUUCUGAAGAUUGUAGACAUAUAAUGGACUUACUAAAGGAGGAAAUUAACUAA